UUCUUCUUCCAUCUUCCGCGCCACCACCACAGCAGAGCAGAGCACCGCCUCUCAUCCGCACGCGGCCAUGGCGCCCCUCUCCACCGCCAUCCGCCUCUCGCGCUCCCCGGCGGCCCCGCGGGCGCUCCCUUCACCAGCCACUCGCCUCGCCGCGCCCUCGAGGCGCCGCCGGGCCCUGUCGGUGCGCGCGGAGGCGGCCAAGGAGGUGGAGGAGCCGGUGGAGCUCAAGGCCGGGGUGGCCGUCUACAAGCCGCGCUCCUACGAGGUGCUCGUCUCCGACGCUGCCCGCUCCCUCGCCGCCGCCAUCGACGACGGCAGGACCCGCCUCGAGAUCGAGUUCCCGCCUCUGCCCAGCAGCAUCUCUUCUUACAAGGGCUCUUCGGACGAGUUCAUCGACGCCAACGUCCAGCUCGCUCUCGCUGUCGUGAGGAACCUCAAACAGCUCAGGGGCACCCGGUCCUGCAUAGUGUUUCCUGAUCAGCCGGAGAAGCGAAGGGCCUCGCAGAUAUUCAAAACUGCUAUAGAUUCGAUCGAGGGUAUAUCCAUCAGUUCCCUGGAUGACGUGCCGACUGGGCCUGUCGACUCCUUCUUCAGAUCGAUCAGAAAUACCCUUGAUUUCGACUUUGCUGACGACAAUGAAGAUCAAUGGAAAUCUGACGAACAGACAUCACUGUAUAUCUUCAUCAACAGUAGCACACAGGACCUUUCAUCUAUAGAGAAGUAUGUGGAAAAUUUUGCUGGCUCUGCACCUGUUGUUCUCUUUAAUCUUGAACUAGACACCUUGCGAUCUGAUUUGGGUCUUCUGGGGUUCCCCCCGAAAGAUUUGCACUACCGAUUUCUUUCUCAGUUUACCCCAGUAUUUUACAUCAGACAGCGUGACUACUCCAAGACAAUUGCAGUCACUCCAUACAUAGUGAACUACAGCGGCGCCGUCUUCCGUCAAUACCCAGGGCCCUGGCAAGUCAUGCUUAAGCAGGCUGAUGGUUCUUAUGCAUGUGUUGCAGAGAGUGCAUCUCGGUUCACUUUGGGGCAGGCCAAGGACGAGCUAUUGAGAGUUUUGGGUUUGCAAGAAGAGGAAGGAAGCUCGCUUCAAUUCCUCAGACAGGGAUAUAAGAAUGCUACUUGGUGGGAGGAGAAUGGCGAUCAGGAGGAGUCUACUGCAUGGCGAACUUGAGACGCCGACACAAGUUUGCUGAUCUGAACGGCAAGUGGAGAUAUAUAGGCCGAACCCUGUUCAUAAUGUCCCUGAAAAUAGAGUGUCCAUGAAUCCUGAGCUGAAAUUGAAGGAAGAAGCCCAGACAGCAAUGAUAUAGCCAUACAGUGGAGACACUGCCUGUGCUGAAUUUGUACCAUCUGCUUUGAGUUCUGAGAGUGAGAGGAAUUCUCUCUGCUUUUCUUGUGAUUAUGUGAUGAGUACAAGUGUAAUACAUGUGACUACUUUUGCAAUGAAUCUUAUGGCUUCUUUUCA
Molecule: messenger RNA, 1468 nt
Organism: Lolium perenne
Lineage: Eukaryota; Viridiplantae; Streptophyta; Magnoliopsida; Poales; Poaceae
Product: protein LPA3
Source: RefSeq, a predicted model, not a curated record